UCCCCCAUAUCCAAAAACCUCCACAGAAUCGCAUGUCAGAUGUCCACUCGGAAUCAGGAUACGGAUGGCCAAAAAAUAUUAUCUGCAAACAACAAACGUUAGUAGCUGACUGAAAUCUCUUACGUAACUCUUCUUCUUUUCUUGGGAGUGCUGAGCUUCCAUGGCUCCUACUCUAACCUCCAACCCGUUCCACCUGACCAGAGCUCCUCCUUCUACUCUCUCCCUUCGGAGCCACAGGUUUGCCGUCUUCGCCAAGAAAUCCGGCGGACCCUUUUCUCCCUUUCAGAUCGGCAAACCAAAAGAGGACAGCUCCGAAGGUGGCGACGACGCUGGAACUGCCGGCUCAGGCAUCCAAAACCCUUUCGCAAACUUCAAGUUCGGCAAGGUACCCGAUGCCAAGUCUUUGAUUCCUGUCGUGAGUAACCCUGCUGCAGCUCUGCAGUUUGGCAACCAGCGACGGAAAGACCCUCGCACCGUCUUCGUUGCUGGCGCCGCCGGCCAGGUUGGUCUUCGAAUUGCUCAGACAUUGCUGCGGGAUGGGUUUAGUGUCAGAGCUGGCGUCCCUGAACUAGACGCGGCUCAGGAGCUUGCUCGUCUCGCGGUCGCUUACAAGAUCAUAUCCAAUGAGGAGUCCAAGCGCUUGAAUGCAGUUCAAUCCACAUUCGACGACACGGAAUCAAUCGCCAAGGCCAUCGGCAACGCCAGCAAAGUGGUGGUGACGAUUGGUCCCAGCGAGAACGGUCCCACGGCCGCAGUGUCCACAUUGGACGCCUGGCAGGUAGUUCAGGCGGCACAGCUUGCCGGGGUCGGCCAUGUUGCCAUCAUCUACGAUGGCAGCGGAGCAGGAGGAGGGUCUACUUACAAUGUGCUGGAUGGCUUCAAGUUAUUCUUCAACAACUUGUUUUCACAGUCUCAGGCGCUGAGCGUGCCGGAGUUUCUGCAGAAGGUGGUGAUCGAGACACAAGUCAGCUACACUUUCAUAAACACGAGCUUGACCGAUGAUUUCAAGCCGGAGAGUUCUUACAAUGUGGUUGUUUCGCCAGAAGGAAGCUUGGGUCCAGACGACUUCAAAGUAGCCAAGUCGAAGAUAGCAACACUGGUGGCCGAUGUGUUCUCAAACACUGCAGUAGCAGAAAACAAGGUGGUGGAUGUUUUCACGAAUCCAUCAGCACCUUUGAAGUCUGUGGAUGAGCUUUUCAGUGCCAUUCCCGAAGAUGGGAGAAGGAAAGCGUACGCCGAGGGUCUUCAAAAGGUGAAAGCCGAGGAGGAGGCAAAAAGUGCAGUUGAGAAAGCUCGUGAAGCAGCGGUGAAGGCCCAGAAGCUUGAAGAAGAAGUAAAGAAGCUGUCGGAUCAAGAAGCUCAAGCCAGCAGCUUAGCAGAGCAAGCACAGAAGAAAGCCGAAGCUGCAGGGGUUUCAGUGGAGGACGUGAUGGACAAGGCUAAAGGGUUCAGUGCAGGGUUCUCAUGGGAGAAACUGAGCUCCCAAAUCUCGGAUGCAGUUCAGACUGCCGGCGUGGAGAUCCCCAAAGUGCAGGUUGCUACCACUAGGGGACAGGCAAAGGCUCGUUCUUUGCCCACCCAGAAAGCUGUGGUCAAACAAUCUGCUCCUAAACCGAAACCAAAGCCGGCUGCGGCGGCAAAGAAGACGCCACAAGCUGGCGAGACCAAACAGACCGAGGACAAGAAAGAAGUGAGGAAGAUCUUUGGCGGGCUGUUUCAGCAAGAGACUAUCUAUGUCGAGGACUGAUGAGGGGCGACAUGAUCGUAUAUAUAUAUAGACAUCUAUAUAUUUUCUGUUUUAGAUACUGCAAUUUUCUCGUAAUGCUACAUCUCAUGUUUCAAUCAUUUGUUUUCUGGAAGUUUGUAAUUGAUGCUGAACCAUAACUUGGAAAGAAAAUUUAGCUUGGUAGCAUAACACUUCUACUAAAGGUAGCAACAGGGCCGGGUAAUCCUAACUUGGGUCGAUCAUUACUUGGUUGAAUGUACGUGUAGAUGUAAUUUCUGAGCAUCUCAAAGGUUGUCGGAGGUCUGCCACAAGUUCUUCUAGAGUAUCACUCUUAACGAGGAUCUGCCAAAUGUUCCUAUAGAAUAUCGCCCUUAAUGAAGAUGUCAUCCACGCAAGCCUCCACUUUUCCCUCGUAAACUAGCAAUCCAAGAAGCAACAAACAGUCUCAAGGUACUUAGCAGAAGCAAAAUACAAGGCUAUGGCAUACACCUCUAAAGAGCUUCAAUGGAUAAAUCCCUUGUUCCAACAACUCCUUCAACUCCUAUAUUUAGUAAAUAUUCUGUUUAAUACACCUCUAUAUGUAUCCGUAUAUACUUUAUACGUUUAAAACUUUCAUAUCCGUAUUAUUGUUAAGCCGUUUCAUUUCCCCGUUCAUUUGAUGGCUCCCAUACUAAACACGUAUAAAACCCGUCUAACACGUUUAUUAUCCGUAUUUUACAAAUUAAAUUGUUAACUUUACU
This is a messenger RNA of Linum trigynum, 2466 nucleotides long. The record is from the annotation of a GenBank genome assembly. NCBI's taxonomy places the organism in Eukaryota, Viridiplantae, Streptophyta, Magnoliopsida, Malpighiales, Linaceae.